CAUUACAACGCAGUUUUAUGAAGUCCGCUCGCCAGAUUUCCAAGGAGUUGAAUGCGCAGAGGAGGAGUUUCACUGUCUCUCUGGAUUGCCGCCAUCACUGUGACGUCCUGAUCACCAGACACCAUGUACUGCCUCCAGUGGUUACUGCCUGUUCUCCUUAUCCCAAAGCCCCUCAACCCAGCAUUAUGGUUCAGCCACUCAAUGUUCAUGGGCUUCUACCUACUGAGUUUCCUGUUGGAGAGGAAACCUUGCACAAUCUGUGCCUUGGUCUUCUUGGCCGCCUUGUUCCUUAUCUGCUAUAGCUGCUGGGGGAACUGCUUCUUGUAUCACUGCUCUGGCUCCCAGCUGCCGGACUCUGCCCAUGAUCCCAGCAUAGUUGGCACCUAAAACCCUCCGCUUGGUUGCAAGCUCCUCUUCCCUUUUUUUUUCUUUUAAAAGAACAGUUCUGUGAGAAGGCGGGAUUAUGAGGCAUGUGAUUGGAGUACAAGCAACCUAUUUGUGUGUGUCUGGAUUAAAGUGUUUCAUUCAUGAUCAGUUACCCUCCCACAACCUGCCUGUAAAAUUUGACAAAAGCUGUCUAUGGUGUUGACUCUGGUGUUAACAUCUGUGUUGGGGUCUGAAGCCAUGCAGUUCGUGGGAAGGGGAGGUUGG
Messenger RNA from Euleptes europaea (tarantolino), 651 nucleotides. It is a transcript of the gene BLCAP, whose product is annotated as BLCAP apoptosis inducing factor. NCBI's taxonomy places the organism in Eukaryota, Metazoa, Chordata, Lepidosauria, Squamata, Sphaerodactylidae. The coding region runs from base 124 to 387 and encodes 87 amino acids. The transcript has a single exon. The record is from RefSeq and is a predicted model, not a curated record.